Messenger RNA from Dunckerocampus dactyliophorus (ringed pipefish), 407 nucleotides. RefSeq names its product ribosomal protein S21 (gene rps21). The coding region runs from base 93 to 338 and encodes 81 amino acids. Gene Ontology annotation, molecular function: structural constituent of ribosome. The transcript is spliced from 6 exons. Gene Ontology annotation, biological process: endonucleolytic cleavage in ITS1 to separate SSU-rRNA from 5.8S rRNA and LSU-rRNA from tricistronic rRNA transcript (SSU-rRNA, 5.8S rRNA, LSU-rRNA); endonucleolytic cleavage to generate mature 3'-end of SSU-rRNA from (SSU-rRNA, 5.8S rRNA, LSU-rRNA); translation. The record is from RefSeq and is a predicted model, not a curated record. NCBI's taxonomy places the organism in Eukaryota, Metazoa, Chordata, Actinopteri, Syngnathiformes, Syngnathidae. Gene Ontology annotation, cellular component: ribosome; cytosolic small ribosomal subunit.
GAUGCGAUAUUUGUACUUCCGGGUCGGCGGCCCUUCCUUUUCUGUCGUCCAUUUGUGGAGUACGUUUGUAGAAAACCUGCUCGCCUUACAACAUGCAGAACGACGCUGGUGAAUUUGUGGACCUCUACGUUCCACGUAAAUGCUCUGCUAGCAACAGAAUCAUCGGAGCCAAGGACCAUGCUUCUGUCCAGAUCAACAUAGCUGAGGUUGACAAGGUCACAGGACGCUUCAACGGGCAGUUCAAGACUUACGCAAUCUGUGGUGCCAUCCGGAGGAUGGGAGAGUCUGACGACUCCAUCCUCAGGCUGGCAAAGAACGACGGUGUUGUCGCCAAGUAAGAACUGCAUCAUGAAACGGCUGAAUGCAGUAGAGGAACAUUUGUUAAAUAAAAUGUGAGAAAAGCCAAA